AAAAAUUAAUCAUCCUUAGAAGUAAUAUACUAGUAAAAAUUAUAAAAUGGUUAUUUUUUCUGUAAUAAGUAUUUUCAAAAUUAAUAUUCAAUUCAUUUUUAUUAUUAGAUAUAAUUAUGAAAAUUGAUUUGUUGUACUUCAAAAAUCGCGCUACAUUUCGUUGCAAUCAAAGAUAGCGCUAACGUUGAAUAGUCAAUUGAUAUGAAAAAGAUGAAGCUUCAGACAGUUAGGGCGCUUAAGUUAUAUAGUAUCAAAAGUUGUGACAUUUUUUAUCUCAGUGAUCUAUAAUCAGUAACACCGUGAUUUAUAUUUUAUUAUAAUAAUACUAAACUAUUGAUAUAUUGAUGAUUUUGAAAUACAUUUAAUUAAAAGGAUUGGGUUUCAACUAUUUGCAUUGUUGUUAAAUAAUAUGGAAAUUUUAGGUUACUCCAAUUCCCAAAAGCGGCGAGUUAUUUAUAAGUGGAAAAUUAAUGAAAUAAUUCCAUUUAUUGAAUCUGCUGAAAACAGUGAUGUAGAGAUAAUAAGACUGAACUCAUCUAAAUUUACCACAAAUGAGAAUAAUGAAAUUUCGUGGCAUUUACAGUUGCAACUAUUGAGAGUAAAGGGAUGGAUAACACUAUUCUUGUUUCAAAAUGAUGGAGAAGAAGAAAUAAGAAUUAAGUUUACACUAUUUAUGUUAGACAGCAAAAAUGAAAGACAGUUUGUCGAAACUGCCUGUGGAAAUGGUGAUUUUAAGAGUGGAUGUGGAUUUGACAAAUUUCUUGAAAUAAAAAAGUUAUUGGAAAAUAAAGAUGAUUUUUUACCAAAUAAUACAUUAACUAUAGGUGUUGAACUAACUGUUUACGAAGAUUAUGAAUCACUUACUACUGAAUAUCCAUUGCCAAAACGACAGCGUCAAAUGACUGAUGAUUUUAAAGAACUCUAUGAUAGUAAAAUAAACAGUGACGUUAUUUUAGUUGUGGGUAACGAAAAAUUCAAAGCUCACAAGAUCAUUCUGUCGGCUCGCAGUCCUGUAUUUCUUGCAAUGUUCACUCAUGAAAUGAAAGAAAAGAGAGACAACGAAGUUACUAUACCUGAUAUAGAACCUGAAAUUUUUAAUAAACUGUUGGAGUUUAUUUAUACCGAUGACAUAAAUAAUUUAGAUAUGGAUGCUGCGAGUUUAUUGGAAGCCGCAAAUAAAUAUCAAUUGCUGAAACUAAAAAGUUUAUGCGAAGAAUCAUUGUCUAAGUCGGCCAGUAUUGAUAAUGCCAUUAAACUUAUGAUUUUAGCAGAUCUGCACAAUGCUAAUCAAUUAUUCGAACGUGUGCUUGAAUUAAUAAUAAAAAAUAUCGAAGAUGUCAUUGAAACUCCAGAGUAUAAAAUAUUAGAAACAUCUCAACCACUGUUAUUAUCAAAAUUAAUUAAAAAAUUAGCGACUUCAAUGAAAUUCAACGCUACAAAAGAUGAAAAAUAAUUGAGAUAUUGUUCACUAAGCACUCAAUUAAUUAGAGAACGGAAUUUGAGCAGAAUAUUUACCUCAAAUAUUUGGAUUUUAUGAUUGGAAAACGAUACAUACUUAUUUUGAAAAUCUAAUAAUUUUUAUUUUUAGAAAAUAAAAUUUAAAUAGAUUAGAUAUUUACUGUUUUUAAAUAUACUAUUUUUAGAUUAUCAACUCGAAUAUUCAUUACCAUAAAAAUAUUUUUUAAUCCUAAGUACAAAUUAGUUUAUAUAAAUAAACAUUUUUUUUUAAAUUAUUGUCAAAUGUAAGCGUAUGAAAUUGGUCAGUGACGAUUGGGAACUUGUAGAAAUUUUUUUACUUUUAUAUCUUCUUUAUAAUAAAUUUUUUCUAAAAACUAAUUAAAUUGUACAAAAAUAU
This is a messenger RNA of Microplitis mediator, 1855 nucleotides long. Its product is annotated as speckle-type POZ protein B-like. Gene Ontology annotation, biological process: proteasome-mediated ubiquitin-dependent protein catabolic process; regulation of proteolysis. Gene Ontology annotation, molecular function: ubiquitin protein ligase binding. The coding region runs from base 410 to 1453 and encodes 347 amino acids. Lineage: Eukaryota; Metazoa; Arthropoda; Insecta; Hymenoptera; Braconidae. Gene Ontology annotation, cellular component: cytoplasm. The transcript is spliced from 2 exons. The record is from RefSeq and is a predicted model, not a curated record.